Medicago truncatula (barrel medic) is the source of this 1624-nucleotide messenger RNA. RefSeq names its product proline iminopeptidase. NCBI's taxonomy places the organism in Eukaryota, Viridiplantae, Streptophyta, Magnoliopsida, Fabales, Fabaceae. The coding region runs from base 55 to 1257 and encodes 400 amino acids. Gene Ontology annotation, biological process: proteolysis. The record is from RefSeq and is a predicted model, not a curated record. Gene Ontology annotation, molecular function: aminopeptidase activity. The transcript is spliced from 11 exons. Gene Ontology annotation, cellular component: cytoplasm.
UACAAACAUGUGAAAUUUACGUAGGCACUACCAAAAAGACGUUAAUAACAGAGAAUGAAGUUGGGUUUUGGUUUGGGUACACUUCCAUUCUCAACAACUAAUACUACAUAUUCAGUUUCAACUUCACAACAACUACUACAAUUCUCUCACCAAACCACUUCUUCUUCUUCUUCAGUGAGAAAGAACUUGGUUUUUGGUGUGCAAAACAUUCAUCAUCAUCAAAAUCAAAUUCACUCAGUACCUCCUACUACUUCUUUGAUGGCUUCACAGAAGGAAGAAAUUUCACCAGUCAACACAAAUUUGUACCCAGAUAUUGAACCCUAUACAACUGGUUUUUUGAAGGUUUCAGAUCUUCACACUAUCUACUGGGAGCAAUCUGGAAAUCCAACUGGCCAUCCAGUUGUAUUCCUACAUGGAGGCCCGGGAGGGGGAACUUCCCCGAGCAAUAGGAGAUUUUUCGAUCCUGAAUUUUACCGAAUCAUACUUUUUGAUCAGAGAGGUGCGGGGAAAAGCACACCCCAUGCUUGCUUAGAGCAUAACACCACAUGGGACCUUAUUGAUGACAUUGAAAAAUUAAGAGAACAUUUGCAGAUUCCAGAAUGGCAGGUAUUUGGUGGAUCAUGGGGAAGCACACUUGCUCUUGCAUACAGCCAAUCUCACCCAGACAAGGUAACUGGCAUCGUCCUCAGGGGAAUCUUCCUUUUAAGGAAGAAAGAGAUUGAUUGGUUUUAUGAGGGUGGUGCUGCUGCAAUAUACCCUGAUGCUUGGGAGCCAUUCAGAGAUCUUAUUCCAGAAAAGGAGAGAGGAUGUUUCAUUGAUGCUUAUAAGAAGAGAUUAAACUCUGAUGAUAUCAAAACUCAGUAUGCUGCCGCUAGAGCAUGGACCAAAUGGGAAAUGAUGACUGCUCAUCUUCUUCCAAAUGAAGAUAUGGUCAAAAGAGGAGACGAUGACUACUUUUCACUGGCAUUUGCAAGGAUUGAAAACCACUAUUUCGUCAACAAGGGAUUCUUUUCAUCCGAUUCAUUCUUGUUAGACGGAGUUGAUAAAAUAAGGCAUAUCAACACCACAAUCGUGCAGGGAAGGUAUGAUGUUUGCUGUCCUAUGAUGUCAGCCUGGGAUCUUCAUAAAGCUUGGCCAGAAGCAGAUUUUCGGGUGGUUUCAGAUGCAGGUCAUUCUGCCAAUGAACCAGGCAUAGCUGCUGAACUUGUGGCAGCAAAUGAGAAAUUGAAAAACAAAAUCAAGAAUAAAGGGGACUAAAGUGACUGGACAACCAAGUAAAAAAAGUGCAGUUGGUUGGAGACUAAUCAGAUUCAUCCUUAUGUCUGCAAGGAAAUAAAUUGUGAUGCCCAUGUUUUGCAAAAGUUGCCUUCAUCAUUGUCACAACAGAAAUGCACAAGAAUUUUAAUGCUUGUGAUCCCAGCUUUGUGCUGGUGGUUUGGGUCAUUCAUGACUUCGAGUUUGAAUGAUUGUAUUGAAAUAGACUAAGCGUAAAAAUUACUCUUUGAUGUAUAGGCAGCCAAAUUACAUGUAUUUUUUGCACAAUUACAAACUUGUAUAUGAAUCAUCAAUCUGACACAUCAUUACACAACUCAAAACUGAAGCUAAUAGCAGUAUUAAAAAAAAA